UCGAAGAAAAACAAGAAGAUGGCUAUGGCAGGGUUGUACCGACGAGUACUCCCUUCUCCUCCAGCAUUCGAUUUCGCUUCCCAUGAAGGCAAGAAACUUUUCGUUGAGGCCAUCCAGAGUGGGACAAUGGAAGGUUUUUAUAGGUUGAUUUCUUAUUUUCAGACCCAAUCAGAGCCUGCAUAUUGUGGAUUGGCCAGCCUGUCCAUGGUCUUGAAUGCCCUUGCUAUUGAUCCUGGAAGAAAGUGGAAGGGGCCUUGGAGGUGGUUUGAUGAAUCUAUGCUAGACUGCUGUGAACCUUUAGAAAAGGUCAAAGCUACAGGCAUCUCAUUUGGGAAGCUCGUUUGUUUGGCUCACUGUGCUGGAGCAAAAGUUGAAGCCUUUCGUGCAAAUCAAAGCACCAUUGAUGAAUUCCGUAAACAUGUCAUGAAAUGUUCUAUUUCUGAUGAUUGUCAUGUGAUCUCAUCAUAUGAUAGAUCAGCUCUCAAGCAGACAGGAAUUGGUCAUUUUUCACCUAUUGGUGGUUAUCAUGCUGGAAGGGACAUGGCACUUAUGUUGGAUGUUGCACGAUUUAAAUAUCCUCCUCAUUGGGUUCCUCUCACACUUCUUUGGGAAGCGAUGGGUUAUAUUGAUGAAACAACCGGACAACAAAGAGGGUUCAUGCUGAUAUCCAGGCCUCACAGGGAGCCAGGACUGCUUUAUACCCUGAGCUGUAAAAAUGAGAGUUGGGUCGGUAUUGCAAAAUACCUCAUGCAUGAUGUUUCUCUUCUCUUAAAGUUGGUGGACGCGACAGAUAUUCAAAAAGUUCUCUCUAUUAUUUUCACAUCACUCCCAUCAAAUUUUGGGGAGUUCAUCAAGUGGGUUGCAGAGGUUCGGAGACGAGAGGAUGGUGAUGAAAGUAUAAGCCCAGAGGAGAAAGCUAGGGUUGCUGUCAAGGAAGAGGUAUUAAAACAGGUGCAGGAGACUGGCCUCUUUAAACAUGUAGCUGCAUUUUUAUCUUCAGCAAAUUCAUGCUGCCAGAACUUGGCACCUUUAAGUCAUCAGGAUGAUUUUCCUGACAUAGCUGCAAGAGUUUGUUGCCAAGGGGCAAAAAUGUUGGCUGGGAGAUCUGGCUCCUCAGACGAGUAUUGCUGUCAGGAAACAUGCAUAAAAUGCUUGAAAGCUAAUGGUGACAAGCCUGUUACAGUAUUUUCUGGGACAGUAAUAAAUGGAAAGAGUGAGCAAGGGGUUGAUGUGCUGGUUCCUUCAUCCCGUACGAAACCAGGUUGCUGCUGCUCUGUCUCAAGCAAUUACAGUGGGAUACAUCCAGCUAGUAAUGAUGUUUUGACGGCACUUUUACUGGCAUUACCUCCAGAAACAUGGUCUGGUAUAAAGAAUGAGAAGCUUUUGCAGGAAAUAUCCAGCCUCGUUUUGACUGAAAAUCUUCCCACCUUGCUUCAAGAAGAGGUUUUGCACUUAAGACGCCAGCUCUACCUUCUCAAGAGAUGCCAAGAGAACAAGGUUGAUGUGGAUCUUGGUGCACCCGUCUCUUAGCAUCCGGUUUUUCUCAUUUUUUUUUUUUUUUGUACUUAUAGGUCUAACCAAGAGUGUAGUGUUAGAUAUGCCUAGCAGAAUGUUAUUUACAACCAUUUCUAGGAUAUUUGUUGAGAAGCAACAGACAUCUCCCGGCAUUGAAAUGUGGUGGUGAAGAGGCAAGAGUUCUUCAUACUAACUGAAUCGAUAGGAAAUUGUAUUUGAUUUAAGGAAUAAUGUUAUAUGCAGAAUUCGGAUAAAGCUUCUUAGAUCAUAUGGGGUUUUUGAUCAGUUGGCUUUUA
Molecule: messenger RNA, 1811 nt
Organism: Corylus avellana
Lineage: Eukaryota; Viridiplantae; Streptophyta; Magnoliopsida; Fagales; Betulaceae
Product: glutathione gamma-glutamylcysteinyltransferase 1
Biological process (GO): response to metal ion; phytochelatin biosynthetic process; detoxification of copper ion
Molecular function (GO): glutathione gamma-glutamylcysteinyltransferase activity; metal ion binding
Source: RefSeq, a predicted model, not a curated record